Molecule: messenger RNA, 3476 nt
Organism: Cuscuta europaea
Lineage: Eukaryota; Viridiplantae; Streptophyta; Magnoliopsida; Solanales; Convolvulaceae
Source: the annotation of a GenBank genome assembly
CUAGAUUUGACUAUUCCCAUCUAAAUUUCAAGAACUUAAAAAACUCUAGAAGUGUGUACAAAAACGGACAUUCAUGACAUUGAACCCCUAUUCGAUAAACCGUGAGGCCGUGACCGGCCACUUGAUCGGGUCAAUUUGCAGACGGGGUUUUUAAUUCAUCAAACCUCUGCAAUCCUUAUCGAGACAUAAUAUGGGGAAAGUACAUGGGAAUCCUUCCUCGCCUGUCGUGCCAUCUUUGCCAUCCUAACCCUUCUCCGCCCCCUUCAAGCUGCGCUGAAAUUUAUUCUGAUUUUCAUAGUCAAUUACUCUUUUCUCGCGGAAGAUCCAGCUUUUGAUCUGGGGUUUAGUGGCAUACUGCUGGGGUAUUGAGUAGACAGGGUUUUGAAUCUGCUAAUUGGUGGUUUGCUGAUCGAAUCAAGACAUCAUAUUGCUUAAAUGAUAUUGUGCUGGAUAGUUUGUUGAUACAUUUUGCAAAUGGCAGCUGAUCAACGGAAGAAACGUAUGAAUUCUGUAAACAUAGUUGCUUGCUCUCAGGACCGAAAUGGUUCCAAAAAGAGGAAACAAGGAAUAUCCGAAUAUGGUUUUAGGAUGAGAUGUAAUGUCUCUCUUGUUUGGGAUGAGAAGAAAAAGCGUGUUGUUUCUAAAGGGGAUCAAAUUGGCAUGUCAUGGAGGGAUUUCAUGCCAUUUUCUGGUUCUGUUCCACGCCACCACAAUAUUUUGGCUGAUGUUCUCAAUGUGCCACAUGAAAUUUUUGAUUUGGAUAAUUUAGCUGAAGUCCUCACGCCAGAGGUUUGGCAGACUUGUUUGUCUCACACUGAGCAGAGCCUUCUUUCAGAAUAUCUUCCUAAAGGAAUUGAUGCAGAUAAGCUCGUGCAUGAUUUGCUCGGAGGGGAUAAUUUUCUCUUUGGGAACCCUUUCCAUAAAUGGAGUUAUGAUCUAUGUUCUGGCAAUUUACAUCCUGAUGCUAUCACUAGUCAUCGACAAUCUAUCAAGUCUCAUAAAAAGACUUACUAUUUGGUGUUACAAAAAUACCAUGCCAGUAUGAUUGAUAACUUGAAGACAUGGAAGGACAAAUGGGCAAGUUGCAAGGACUCUGAUGAGGAAAUUGCAGAGAUGAUAUGGAGGUCAACAAAGUUUCAUAGGAACAGAGGGCAUAGCUUAGAACUUGAUGCUGAAGAGAACUUUGUACGCACGCCUGAGUUUUCUUGGGCAGCUGGCGACAAAGGCUUUAGUAGUGACAGCCCAAACCCAUCAGUGUUGCAGGGAGAUACUCAAAGGAGAAAGGUUUGUGUAGACAACCAAUAUGGUAAUUCUUUGGAUUGGAAUAAUGCGGCAAAGCAUAAGAGGGGAGAGCAAAUACAGAAGCGUAAUAUACAGCAAAUAGAUGGUUCCAAAUACAUGUCUUACAUUAAGGUUAGCAAGGAGCACUAUGAACGUGUUAAGAGUAGCAUGACCCAUAGUAGCAAUAGCAUCCAAUCAAGGUCCCUAAAUAACGUUUUAGGUAACAUAAAAAAUCUCCAUGUAAAACCUUUUGAAGCAUAUGAGGAAGAAGAGAGGCAGAAAUUACAUGAGCACUGGCUGCAACUUGCAAAUAGAGAUCUUCCUGCUCAUUACUCAAAUUGGUUGAAGCGGCAAUCACAGGAAUGUCAAUUGAGAAAGUCUAUAGGUCAUGAAAUGGAAGAGCUGAAACCCCUAAGUCAGGAUAGCAUGAGGGUAUUUCAUCAUCUCAAGUCCCUGGAAAUGAAAAGCAACGAAGUAACAAAUAUUGCACCAACACUGACUGCACAGGCUGCCAAGGAUGAUGAGGAAGAUACGUCCAAUAGGUUUCUCUUGCAUCAAACCAAUAAGAAUUCAGAAGAUCACAGCUCAUCCCAUGUCUUGGUAGAGGAAGAUGAAAUUGAUAAGCCUGUUUGGAUUGCUCCGGAAAAGAUUCAUCAAAACACCGUAACCAUCAAAGGAGAUAGUUGGUCUAGCUCAAUUUCUCAACAACAUCAGCACGUGCAGCAAAUGGUCUCGCUUAGUGACACUAAUCAGUUCAAUGAACCGGAUCUAGAUCUACGUGAUGAUGGUAUUAUUAAGAAAAUGGAUAAAGAAUCUCCAUCUGUUUUUGAAAAGUUAAACAAAGAUGCUCCUUUAAAUCAGGGGAGCCCUCUUUCUUCUAAUAAUAAUAACAUUUGGCCAAUCAUGUCUGGGGUACCUUUUAGUUCUACUCCAUUGAACAUUGAGUACUCUGCUUGUGUGGAGCUGCCGCCGCCACUAUCGCAUCCACAUGUCAUGGAUGGUCGCCAAGAUUCCCACCUUAUUGAAGUGCACUCGUGUGAAAAAGAGAUUGUGAAGGACACACUGCACAGAGAAUCCAGCACUAGCUUUUACCCUCACUGUCCUAAUGAAACUUUGCAACCGUUCAUAAAGAGCAACAACUCUUCUAGUUCAGUUCAUAAUAAACAGGAGCAAUCAUCAUUGACUUUUCAUUCAGGAACCACCAACUUAAUGUCAGAAUCUGGUCAAUUUUCAGGGCAUUUCAAGGAGCAUAACCCUGCUUUUGUGUUGAAGCAAGCGGGACUGAGUGAUCUUUACAUGCAACAUCAAAGUGCUCUUGGGAAUGAGUACUCGGUUGGAGGAGGCACAUACUCAUUUCCACAAAGGCAGGGGAACUUGAAUAUUGCUAUUCCGGAUUGGAAUAUGAAUGCUGUGCGCUUUCCGGCUGUACAGUCUACUAAUCUUAAUGGUGAUGGGGAUUUGGGCCAGAAUUGGUUCUCUGGUGAGAAUCGAGCCCGUGGUGGAUGGUCUAGUUUGGAGAGCAGAGUUGGUCCCUCCCUUUGCAUAAGUGGGAAUGACUCUGAUCAGAGCUUAUUCAGUGUUGUAUCUGAGUGUAACGAGUUGCGGCGUGGUAUCUCCUCCUAUGAUACGAUGGGACCGACAGAGAGAUUCAUGUUUUCCGGGAACUAUGAUCAUAUGGGCUUAAGAGUUAUGUCAGGACCAAACAACUCACUACAACCAACUGCUGCUAAUAAUCCAUUGCUUACCUAUUUAAGCAGCCAUGAAGGCUCUGGUGGUCGUCCUACCAACAGCAAUAUGGGAUGGGUUAAUAAUGUGGCAAACCAGAAUUCUGGAUUCAUUGGCUAAACUAUAUCUUUGAAGUCUGGAUUCAACAGAAAUAUUGUUUCUUUUUUGGAUGAUCGUCAACCGAUCUGGAUCUUCUUCCUCCAGCAGGUUUUGAAGAGAAAUUUGGUAGGUGAGAAGACAGUAGCCCACAAUGGAGUCAUAAUAACAAUAAUACUAUUGAUUAUGUAAAUUGACAACUAAACCCAUUUCAUGUGUAUAUAUUAAAUUACUACCAAGAGUAGAUGCUAGGAAUUUUUGUUUAGUUGAGGGAUACGUUAUUGAUGAUAGGUGAAACCACAAACUUUGUGCAUCCUCUUUGUUUUGAUGCUUGCUUCCUUCAAAGUGCUGUUUUCAAAUUUUGAUAGAAAAAU